Umbelopsis ramanniana AG is the source of this 2246-nucleotide messenger RNA. RefSeq lists its product as uncharacterized. Gene Ontology annotation, molecular function: oligopeptide transmembrane transporter activity. Gene Ontology annotation, cellular component: fungal-type vacuole membrane. Bases 31 to 2073 code for a protein of 680 amino acids. The record is from RefSeq and is a predicted model, not a curated record. NCBI's taxonomy places the organism in Eukaryota, Fungi, Mucoromycota, Umbelopsidomycetes, Umbelopsidales, Umbelopsidaceae. The transcript has 2 exons.
UCUCUUGUGUCCUUUUCUCUACUAGUACAGAUGGCGACCAACUACGAUGAGAAGGUCGAGCACGACACAUCUCUGACCGAAGAUGUCCGAGACGAGUAUAAGCAAACUAUUCCUGAAGUUCAAUCCGUCGCUUCCGAGUUUGUUGAGGAGUAUCAAUUCACAUGGAGAGCUUCCAUCGUCGGAUCUCUCUUGGGAUGUGUUAUUGCUGCAUCUAAUACUUACCUUGGUCUGAAGAUUGGUUGGACAUUUGGUGCCUCCUUGUUUGGUGCUAUCUUCUCUUUUGCCAUUCUCAAGCCUCUUUCCAGAACUUUGCCACCAAAGUGGGGUGGUGGUUACUUUGGCCCUAAGGAAAACUGUUCCGCUCAAUCUGCUGCAACAACCGCUGGCGGUUUGUCCGCAGGUUUCGUCGCCGGUAUCCCCGCCAUGUACAAGCUUGGACUUAUGACCACCCCGGAGCAAGAUGCUGGUACUCUUGUUGUUUGGACCCUUUGUGCAGCUUUCUAUGGUCUCUUCUUCGCUGUUCCUCUUCGUCAACAUUUCGUCGUUAACCAAGACCUUGUCUUCCCUACCCCUCGUGCUACUGCUAACACUAUUAUCUCUCUUCACAACUCUGCUGAUGGUGAGAAGCAAGCUAUGGCCAAGGCAAAAUGGAUGGGUAUUUGGUUCGCCACUUCCUUCCUCUGGGCAUUGAUUGCUUAUUGGGUUCCUUUCUUCGAUACUAUUCAUAUUCUCUGGUGGAUCGGUCAUGAUGCUAACUAUGCUCCUUUGAUGUCUGCUGAUGCUGAUUGGGGUUGGUCUUUCACCUGGGAUAUGCCUUUCUUCGGUGCCGGUCUUAUGACUCCCGGAUCUACUGUAUGGGCCUUCUUCGUUGGACAAUUGCUUCCUUUCGGUAUCAUUGGUCCCGCUCUUGUUCAAAGAGGUUAUCUUGUUGGUGGAUACGGUUUCAAAGCCGCUGGUCCUACUGCUCAAUCUUUCUUUUUGUGGCCCGGUAUUGCUCUCAUGGUCUUUGCUACUUUGACCGAAGUUCUUGUCCGUUAUAAGUCCCUCUGGCGUGGAUUCCAGCAAGCUGGUGUUGAAAUUAAGAAGAUUUACUACAAGGUCACCAAGAAGACACCCAAGAAUACCUCUGAGAACAUUGUUGAGGAUAACCAGUAUGCCGCAGAAGAGCUCGUCCCUAUGACCUGGUGGGUUGGAGGUACUCUCGCUUCUUCUAUCAUGACUUGCGCUGUUAUGGGUAAAUUAUUCGGAAUGGCUGUAUACCAAAGCAUUUUGGCCAUCGUUCUUGCCUUUAUUCUGUCCUUCGUCGGUCUCCAAGCCUCUGGUGAAACUGAUAUCAACCCUACUGGAGCUGUCGGCAAAAUCACCCAACUUAUCUUCGCCCCUAUUCCCGCUGGCAGCUUGUACCAGCUUCAAAAGAACAACCUUUCCGCCGGUAACAUCUCCGCCUCCGCAGCUGCUCAGGCUGUCGAUAUGGUUGGUGAUUUGAAGACUGGUCAAUUGGUUGGUGCCUCCCCUCGCUCUCAGUUCUACGCUCAGUUGGUUGCUUCUUUCUUUGCUGUUGGUAUCAGUGUUGGUCUUUUCAUCUUGUUCGCAAAGGCAUGGCCAUGCAUUAUCGACACCGAUCCUAAUGUUAAAUGUGAAUUCGGUCUCGUUGCUGUUAACGCCUGGAAGAACGUCACUCUUUUGCUUACCGGUGGUGAAGGCAUUCCUCGUGAAUCUGCCAUUAUUACCGGUGUCUGUGCUGCUAUUGGUAUCAUUUUCCCUGCCGUCAAGUUCUUCUUCGUUCCCGAGAAGUAUCACCGUUUCUGGCCAUCCGUCUCUGCCGUCGGUGUCGGUUUCAUUAACACUGCCCCUGAAGUCCCUAUUGCUAUGGUUGCUGGCUGGACAGCAGGAAAGAUCUGGAAGCGCAUUCGUGCCACUGACUACGAUAACUUCAUGUACGCAGCUGCUGGAGGUCUCGUUGCUGGUCAAGGUAUUGCCGCUAUUCUCAAGGCUGUCCUCACCAUUGGAGGAGUCGAACAGUGGGCUACUGCUGUUUCUUGCAUCGACCAAGAUGCUUCCAACUGCCCUUAGAAACAUUUAUUUGCAUCUGGCAAUAUCUAUGCUCUAUUAUCCUUGUCAACCUCUUCAGUUCCGGAGUCGUCAUAAAACAUAAUGUAUUUAUAUAUAAUUUACACUCUACGGAUACUUCUGUAGACCUAAUGGUCAUAAUAAAAUAGCUGUAUGCAAUGAUAAUUGUGAAGGUA